UCAGCAAUGAGGUUAAGUAGGGCUAGGUGAGCUCCCUCAUGCUGUGUAACAGAUAGAGAACUCGGUAGUUUAUGGGGUGUUUUAUUUAUUGUUUAGUUUUCAUAUAAUUUAUAUUUCCGAAUUGCGGGGAAUCAGCUACUGACAGAAUGAACAUCCGCAACGCCAGACCGGAGGACCUGAUGAACAUGCAGCACUGCAACCUGCUGUGUCUCCCGGAGAACUACCAGAUGAAGUACUACUUCUACCACGGCCUGUCCUGGCCACAGCUGUCCUACAUCGCGGAGGACGAGAACGGCAAGAUUGUGGGUUACGUCCUGGCGAAGAUGGAGGAGGACCCAGAUGAUGUUCCCCAUGGGCACAUCACGUCCCUGGCCGUGAAGCGCUCUCACAGGAGGCUGGGUCUCGCUCAGAAGCUGAUGGACCAGGCGUCCCGUGCCAUGAUCGAGAACUUCAACGCCAAAUACGUCUCCCUGCACGUCAGGAAGAGCAACCGGGCAGCUCUGCACCUGUACUCCAACACACUCAACUUCCAAAUCAGUGAAGUGGAGCCAAAGUAUUAUGCUGAUGGAGAGGAUGCCUAUGCCAUGAAGAGAGACCUUGCACAGAUGGCAGACGAGCUGCGCAAGCCAGUGGCGGGGGACAGAGGACGGCCCUGGGUCCUGCCAGACCCCCCCCAGGGCGGCACGGCCCCAGUGAACCCUGGGAAGCUGGAGGACCCUCAGGACAGCGGUGGGGACAGUAAGGAGCUGAGCGAAGUGAGCGAGGCAACGGAGAGCACCGACAUCAAGGACAGCUCUUCCUCCGACUCCUAACGGCCUGGCGCGGCCCGCGCCCCCAACAGGACGGGUGUGGCCAGCGAGGCGUGUCCCACGCCUGUCUGCAGCCUGUUCCUUCCAGCUGAGCUCUCCGUUUUCCCCAGCGUGUUCAGCCCCACAUUCUCGCGUUAGUCCUAAAACACAGGUGCCUCGUAAACCCUGACCAUUUGCCAUCUAGGGAAAAGUAAAGCCUGAUUGAUCGUGUCGUCCAUGGAGAACGGCCUAGACGGAGAGCUCAGCUGAGAGCGGAAAGCAGGUGCCGCAGGGCUCAUCCAGCUCCGCCGAGGAAACCCCCAGCAAGGGGCCGGGAGCUUCUGAGCCCUCGGCCGUUUCUCGUUUUCACUUCCAGCAGCCGCCCGACGGACUUGGGGUCUGGCCCACAUUGCAAGCCGCCUCUGGGCUGACGACUGAGCGGACUGGAGAGUGGCUUCCGUUCUCCAUCACGGCUGUUUGCAUCUCCGUGGAUCAAAAAUCAGUUCGUAAACGUGACCGCAUAAAAUUAAAAUUUGUAUCAAUUUGAACCAGGGGUCUCAUACUCAGUUGCUGAAGGGCAACAGGAAUUUGUUCGCCACAGUACUUGGUUACAAAAUUGUUUUAAUUAACUUGACCAGAAUUACAUAAUGGUCAUUUUGUUUUUUAAAAGGGGGGUCCAAUAGACCACUGUACCUGUAAUGAAAUACAUUUUGCAUAAUCAAGUGUAAGAGAACUUCCACAAGUUCCUGUGUAGCCGAGACUGAUGAGGUGAAUUGUUCCUGUGGAUACAGAAAGCAAGAAGGCACCACCAGCCCCUCCAGCAGUGGUGUGUGACAUCCCAGUUUAUACACAUGGCCGGUUCUCCCUCUCCUCCCCAGGGAUUAGGCCAAAGAGUCGAAUCCAGGAAACACAAAAGUCAAAGAUGGGGCUGGUAUUUGAGGACUCUAGAGGUGAAUUUAAUAUAACAUUGUUUCCCAUUUUUGUGACAUUAAAGCACCAAGGAAAAUGCACUGUACUGACCCAAUAAAAAGGACGCUGCAACACCCUGA
Messenger RNA from Lepisosteus oculatus (spotted gar), 1837 nucleotides. It is a transcript of the gene naa10, whose product is annotated as N-alpha-acetyltransferase 10, NatA catalytic subuni. The record is from RefSeq and is a predicted model, not a curated record. Gene Ontology annotation, molecular function: protein N-terminal-serine acetyltransferase activity; protein-N-terminal-glutamate acetyltransferase activity. Gene Ontology annotation, biological process: N-terminal protein amino acid acetylation. Gene Ontology annotation, cellular component: NatA complex. Lineage: Eukaryota; Metazoa; Chordata; Actinopteri; Semionotiformes; Lepisosteidae.